AUGGCCGACGAUGAACAAGUUGAAAACGGUGACAAUCAAGCUGUUGAUGUUGCUGCAAAUUAUUACGCUCGCCUACAAAUGCCACCUUUUGUUGAGUCGGAUGUGGAUAAUUGGUUUUAUUUGUUGAAUUUCUAUUUCCGAGCAUCAGGUAUUGCACACGAUGGCCGCAGAUUCGAUACGGUAUGCUCACAAUUGCCACUCGCAAGGCUAACCGAGCUCCGAUCCAUUAUUGAUGCAGCUCCGGAUACCGAGAAGUACAAAUACAUUCGCACUGAACUCACAAAUUACUUUGCCGAUAGCCAGCAAAAACGACUUCGUCGAAUACUUCACGAUAUGCCUCUCGGCGACAAAAAACCUAGCCAGCUCUACUACGAGAUGGUUCAGACAGCUAAGGACUCAUUAAGCGAAGCCGUCCUACUCGAUUUAUGGGCUUCCCGUCUGCCACAAUCCGUUCAUGCAGUCGUUGUGUUGGUAAAAGGGGGUGUGGAUGAAAAAACUCGAAUCGCCGACACCGUUAUGGAAAACGUCGAAUUACGACAGCUUAAUGCGAUUGUACCCUGCAGCUCACCACCAAAGCUCAGUGAACAUCAAGCCCACACCUCCGCCGAUGCGCCAUCAACUUCGUCUGAAGCCGCUUAUUUGGUGCAAGAAUUUUCUAAAUUGUUGACAAAGCACCAACGACCGUCACGACAACGUACGCUCACUUCACCACGCUCAGGUCAGCCUCGAAUUUCCAGCCAGCGUAGACGCGAUCAUUCCAUCGAGCAGUUCGACGACUGCUGGUUCCAUCGACAAUUUGGUAAAAGAGCCACUAAUUGUCGUCAGCCUUGCCGAAUCGGUAAAAAUUUACCAUCAGGUUCACGGCAACAGUUGUGA
Messenger RNA from Episyrphus balteatus (marmalade hoverfly), 876 nucleotides. RefSeq lists its product as uncharacterized. The record is from RefSeq and is a predicted model, not a curated record. Bases 1 to 876 code for a protein of 291 amino acids. The transcript has a single exon. NCBI's taxonomy places the organism in Eukaryota, Metazoa, Arthropoda, Insecta, Diptera, Syrphidae.